Messenger RNA from Staurois parvus, 525 nucleotides. The record is from the annotation of a GenBank genome assembly. Lineage: Eukaryota; Metazoa; Chordata; Amphibia; Anura; Ranidae.
CCCCCCCCCGUCUGCAGUCUCUGGUCAUCUCCUGUGCUGUGUCUGCAGUCUCUGGUCAUCUCCUUGCUGUGUCUGCAGUCUCUGGUCAUCUCCUGUGCUGUGUCCGCAGUCUCUGGUCAUCUCCUGUGCUGUGUCCGCAGUCUUUGGUCAUCUCCUGUGCUGUGUCCGCAGUCUCUGGUCAUCUCCUGUGUUGUGUCCGCAGUCUCUGGUCAUCUCCUUGCUGUGUCCGCAGUCUCUGGUCAUCUCCUGUACAGUGUCCGCAGUCUCUGGUCAUCUCCUGUGCUGUGUCCGCAGUCUCUGGUCAUCUCCUGUGCUGUGUCCACAGUCUCUAGUCAUCUCCUGUACUGUGUCCGCAGUCUCUGGUCAUCUCCUGUACUGUGUCUGCAGUCUCUGGUCAUCUCCUGUACUGUGUCCGCAGUCUCUGGUCAUCUCCUGUGCUGUGUCCGCAGUCUCUGGUCAUCUCCUGUACUGUCUCCGCAGUCUCUAGUCAUCUCCUGUACUGUGUCUGCAGUCUCUGGUCAUCUC